Molecule: messenger RNA, 1114 nt
Organism: Linderina pennispora
Lineage: Eukaryota; Fungi; Kickxellomycota; Kickxellomycetes; Kickxellales; Kickxellaceae
Exons: 1
Coding region: 211-990 (259 amino acids)
Biological process (GO): telomere maintenance
Cellular component (GO): nucleus
Source: RefSeq, a predicted model, not a curated record
GCUGGUGCGCCGGUUUGCCUGGAGACAUGCGCAAACUGGCGUCGUUUUGGUGCUUCCCCGUGCUGCGCGCUCUUGUCAGCCCAGCGCCGCGUGUGCGGUCGAAGGCCUGACUCGAUAAUCCGGCUCAACAUCCCGUGGCUCGCCGCCGAUGCACACAAGGCUGAGCUGAACUCGGAAGCAAAGGCAUUCUUGGACUCGCAGCUCGGCCAGAUGAUCAAGCAAUUGACGCGGAUGACUCAGCAGCACCAGCACGUGUAUGCGGCGCGCGUCUGGGGCAUGCUGGUGACUGUGUGCGCGAAGCAUAUCCGGCCACGCAUCAACGAAAUGCUGAGGGUGAUCCAGGAGUGCUUUAAUUCGGCAGACCCGCAAGUACUGGUCGCGGCGCUGAUGCAGUGGCGGUGUCUGGUAUAUGCGUUUCAGUGGGAGGGCCGUGUAGGGUUCAAAAAGUGCGUUCAACUGAUUAUGACACCAAUCGUGUCCAUUCUGAGCAACAAGGAAUCGGCAGUGGAGGUUCGCUUGGCAUGCGUGCGGUGCUGGGCGACGUUGGUAUAUGCGUUAGGCGACGGUGUAGCCACACACACCGAAACACUGAUCAAGCCGAUCACAAAGGCUGUUGUUGCGGAUGGUAGCAUCGAGGUCAUGGAGGUCGUUGCACGAGUGCUGACGGCGCUGCUAAACCAGUUCGUGCUGUCCCCGGAUAAGAUCCCAAAGUUUGUUGUCUCCCCGAUGAUCAUUGGUACGACGACUCUAGCAGCAGGCGAUGGCAAGAGCUUGGCCGAAACCCAUGGCCCGUUCUCAUCUGUGGACGAGUUCACUAAAGGCGACAAUACCCAGGUGCUAGGCCAGUAUGUGGUCGGCGUUCCAGUCGAGUCGGCAAGCGGGAUUGUGCCGAUAGUUAUCGAAUAUAUCGGUGGGUAUAUCGCUGCGUUGUGCUCCGGCGAGUUCCACGAUGCCUACUGGUGGAUUGCCGUCGUUCGUAUGCUUGUGUGAUGCUGUUUGCACAUCUCUAAACGCGCUUGAUAAACGAUACGAAUGAGGAUAUCAGCUUCGUAUCUAGCGUCGAUAUGGUCGGUUUUUGUCACCACUGCACCUAUUUGUCCGGGUCAGGAGCCAU